AUGGAGGAUUAUGGAUUUGAGUAUUCCGACGAGGAACCGGAGGAGGAGGACGUCGACAUAGAAAACCAGUACUACAAUGCAAAGGGCAUGCUAGAGGGCGACGAUAGCCGGGAGGCAAUUGAUGCCUUUAGACAAGUCGUGGAUAUGGAGCAGGGAAAGGGAGAAUGGGGCUUUAAAGCUCUAAAGCAGCUGGUGAAGCUGCACUACAAGCUGGGGCAGUACGGCAAGAUGAUGGAUUCGUACAGGCUGAUGCUGAGCUAUGCGGAGAGCGCGGUCACAAAGAACGCGAGCGAGAAGAAGAUCAACAGCUUGUUGGACUUCAUGGCCGGGGCGUCGGAUAUGCAGAUCCUUCAGGAGUUUUACGAGGCCACCUUGCAGGCGCUGGAGAAGGCCAAGAACGAGAGACUGUGGUUCAAGACACAACUUAAACUUGCCAACUUGUGGUUUAAAAACCAGGAGUACGGCAGAAUGAGCAAAAUUAUCCGGGAGUUGCACAAAUCUUGUCAGCGAGAGGACGGUAGCGAGGACCUCAAGAAGGGCACUCAGCUGCUGGACAUAUACGCGCUGGAGAUCCAGAUGGCCACGGAGCAACGGAACAACAAGCGGCUCAAGAAGCUCUACCAGCAAGCGCUCACCGUCAAGUCGGCCAUCCCGCACCCUCGCAUCAUGGGCAUCAUCAGGGAGUGCGGAGGCAAGAUGCACAUGCACGACCAGCUGUGGAGCGAGGCGGCCACGGACUUCUUCGAGGCUUUCAAGGCCUACGACGAGGCGGGGGUUGGUCGCCGAGUGCAGUGUCUCAAGUACCUGGUGCUGGCCAACAUGCUCAUGGAGAGCAGGGUAGACCCCUUCGACGCGCAGGAGGCCAAGCCGUACAAGCAGGAUCCUGAGAUUGUGUCCAUGACCAACCUGGUAGCGGCCUUCCAGCGCAACGACAUCAAUGACUUCGAGAAGAUUCUGCGAACUAACAAACGCACCAUCAUGGACGACCCCUUCAUUCGCAACUACGUGGAAGACCUGCUCAAGAAGAUCCGUACGCAGGUGCUGCUAAAGAUCAUCCAGCCGUACACCCGGGUUCGAAUCCCCUUCAUCGCACAAAAGCUAAACAUCCCGGCCCCCGAUGUGGAGCAGCUGCUGGUAUCGCUGAUUUUGGAUGGCCGGGUCGCGGGCAACAUCGACCAGGUGAACCAGAUUCUGGAGGUGGGCGGUCGCCAGGAGGGCGCCCGGCGCUACUCCUCCCUGGACAAGUGGGCGGCUCAGAUCAGCUCCCUGCACGCGGCGGUUCAGAACAAGCUGGUAAUCAACAUGGCGUGA
Molecule: messenger RNA, 1311 nt
Organism: Volvox carteri f. nagariensis
Lineage: Eukaryota; Viridiplantae; Chlorophyta; Chlorophyceae; Chlamydomonadales; Volvocaceae
Exons: 11
Coding region: 1-1311 (436 amino acids)
Biological process (GO): protein deneddylation
Cellular component (GO): COP9 signalosome
Source: RefSeq, a predicted model, not a curated record